CCUCUUAUAUUUAAAUAAUCCUUCCACAAGAGAUUUCACUACUUUUUUCCAUUGGUAGCAAAUGAUAAUUACAAAAUGUACUCAUGCCUUUCAUCUAUUGUAUAUAGGAUUUGAGUUUAUUUAUAUGGAAAAUGAGAGAGAUGCUGAGGAUGCUAUUCGAGGGCUUGAUCGAAUAGAAUUUGGUCACAAGGGUCGCAGGCUUCGUGUUGAAUGGACGAGGCAAGAGCGAGGCACUAAAAGACAUGAUAGUUCGAGAAGAUCCUCAACUAAUACUAGACCAUCUAAGACCUUAUUUGUUAUCAAUUUUGAUCCACAUUAUACAAGGCCAAAGGACUUAGAGAGGCACUUUGAGCCAUAUGGCAGGAUAGUGAGCAUUAGAAUUAGAAGAAAUUUUGCAUUUGUUCAGUAUGAAUCACAGGAUGAUGCCACAAAAGCAUUGGAAGCUACAAAUUUGAGCAAGUUAAUGGAACGAGUUAUUUUAGUGGAGUAUGCAAUCGAAAGGAGGAAUGGAUAUAGCCCUGAAAGAGAUCGCAAUAUGUUACCAGACAAGCGAAACCAUGAUAAAAGGAGGUCUCCAAGUCCUUACCAUAGGGAAAGAGGAAGACCUAACCAUGGUCUUGGCCGUAGCCCUGGUCCUUACUGGAGAGAGAGGGCUAGACCAGACUAUGGCCGUUAUCGCAACCCAAGUCCCUACAGGAGAGGGAGGUUUAGUCCUGACUAUGGCCGAGGCACAAGCUGUAGUCCUUAUAAGAGAGAGAGGGCUGGCAAUGACCAUGGGCAUAGGCCCAUUCAUAGUCCUUACCAUAAAGAAAGAGCUACUCCUAACAAUGAUCGUGGCCAGAGUGCCAGUCCUUACCGAAGGGAAAGACCUAGCCUAGACAAUGAUCGCAACUAUAGUCGCAAUCCAUAUGGAAGAGAAACCGCUAAUGCAAAUAAUGGUCAUGGUUAUGCGAUGGAUGGUGCUAGCCUUGACAAUGGUCAUCGAACAAGCCCAAAUUCCUUGCCAGAAGAGAGGGACAGUCCAAAUGAUGGUGGGGCUGAAAGUCCUAUGCAUGAGAGAUACCGCAGGUUAUCAUCAUACCAAAUUCUUAUUGUCUAAUUGUUAAAAUUUGACUAUUGGCUAAUAUUUGCUUUAUCCCAGGAUGCAGUCAUUCACCCCCAGUAGAUGGAUGAGUAUGUUCGGAGAGUUUGGAAAGAACACCUGUCGGUUUAUUAGUUUUGUCAUGAAGGUGGAACUUAAUUAGCAUUCUUGCUAUUUGAUCUUUUCAUGAAGAAGGCCCAUAAAAUCGGUCGCAACUUAUGCUCUUCAUUUUGUGAUGUGGGAUUUGGAAAGUGUUAGUAUGUAGUUUGUGCUUUAAUUUUGGGGUAAGAACUGUUGGGUUUGUUAUUAGUGUGGAACUAAAAACCAAUAAUAUAAAAAAUGCGACCUACGCUUAAUCAUCGUCUUAGCAUGGGGUUAAGCGUGGCUGCUGGCCGGUUAAGAA
Hevea brasiliensis (rubber tree) is the source of this 1484-nucleotide messenger RNA. Its product is annotated as serine/arginine-rich splicing factor RS40. Gene Ontology annotation, molecular function: RNA binding. Lineage: Eukaryota; Viridiplantae; Streptophyta; Magnoliopsida; Malpighiales; Euphorbiaceae. Gene Ontology annotation, biological process: mRNA splicing, via spliceosome. Gene Ontology annotation, cellular component: nuclear speck. The record is from RefSeq and is a predicted model, not a curated record.